CCCUUGUGGUCUCUUCCAACUCUAUGAUCCUAUAGUCCCUGAGAGAAAUGCAUGCUUGUGGAAAAGCACAAGCUUUUGUCCAGGCAGAUCAUGUCCAGGCUGUGAUCUGAACAGUGAAUAGAUAUGUGGCCAUUGUUUGCUCUAUCCUUGAUUUGGAGAGAUACUUUCGACCUAGGAGUACAUGGCAGAUUUCUAGAGGAGGACUGGUAUUAUCUGUUAUAUUAGGAAACCCAAUCAACCAUUGUGAGAACAAAAUGCUGAACUAGAUAGGGUUUGGGCACAAUCCAGCAGCAUGCUUCUUCUGUUUUUAAUGACAACUAUUAAAAUCAGAAUUUUUCAAUGGAUUAUUUCCUGAAAUUCCACUGGAUAUUGGUGGAUAUUGGUCUGUUUGUUCCCCAAUUGAUGAAACCUAUCACUUGAGAAGAGCCCCUUGGUUCUUUCCCCCUGAAAGGUGUUUAACGAACUGACAGUGAGAAUUAAAGAGUAAACUGUCAGCUUGAGAAUUAUAACCAUCUGAUCCCUUUGUUAGCCUCACAGUGUGCUUAAGGGGAUUUUCAUCUUUCCAAAACAUCAGGAACAGUAAUUCUGGGGCACUGGAGUAGUCAUGUGACAGAAGCACACAGUUUCUAAAAAAUCAGUAUUAGUCAACAUAGAACCAAAGCCAUUUUGACAUUCUGCUGCAUCCCGGCGCAUGAUUUCAGGAACAAUUCACUUUUUGCUUCCACGAAUGCACCAAAUGCCUUAAGGGCUAACAACAGCUUAGCAGGUUAAAUGUUGAAAUAGGUUUAUGAGAUCAGUGAGCUACAGUAAUUACGUUUUCUGCAGCCUGCCUAAGAGAUGGUGCAGGAGACGGGCCUGUGAUGUCAGAGUGGGGAGGGCUUAAAGUCCGGGGAUGAAGGCUAAUCGAGAUAAGUUGAGUUUGUAUUUAAAGCAAAGUCACCAUUAGUUAAGAGAUUUUUUGACAGGCUAAUCGUGAUGUGUCUUAAACGCUGGCAAGCAAAUGACAGCACCAUCCUGAAGCAAAGAUUUGCAGUGGAAACACAAAACCUGGGAUAUUCAAGCAAUCUUCCCCGGUGUCCAAAUUAAAGUCUUGGCAACUGUGCUGGUAUCAAUUGGAUCAAUAAGUGGUUGCAACAUCAGCUGUUUCCCUCCAUAGCAUGACUCCUCGGGAUCAUAUGAGAAAGAUGUCAAUCCUUGGAGAACAGGGAACCUUAGAAGAUAAGCAUUUAUACCGAUUGGCCAGCGGCAUGGCAGCAGGAGAAUUGCGACAGCGGCAAGAAAUGAUCAUGAGAAACCAGAUGAUGGCAGUAAACCCACAACUGAUGGGAGGAGGCCAGCAGAGAAUCCAGGCGAUUCCCUCACAGUUUGAACCUCGGUUCAUGGAAAGAGACUUGUUACCUUCAGCUGAGAUGCUGACCCCUGGUGACCCCAGGCAGAUCCAUGUAGCUUCUCACCUCAGUCCCGCUGUCCCACAACAUACCAACAUGCAAAACCUAUUAUCCAAUCGUGUUUAUCAAGGCCCAGGAUAUAGCUUUCUCCAACCAGAAUCUAUGGAAGCUGUAACCAGAAGGCAAGAACUGGUUCAGAAACAAAACAUUGCCAGGAUGGAGAUGGAAAUGGGUGCCAUUUUUCAACAAAAGGAAAUCGAAAAAGCGCAUCGCAAAGGGCUGUUAGGGAUAGAAGGCCCCUUUCUUUACCACAGCAUCCCAGCUAGCCCAGUUGCCUUCCGGGGGAGACACAGGAUACCUGAAGGCCACCUUCCUAAUGACUUGUAUGUUCAUCGAACAACCCUUGACGAACUUCAUGGCAAUGCCAUGCUCAUGGCCACCAACCCCUACCCGCCUGUCAGCACUCUACAAAGGGAACGAGCUCGACGUCCGGGCCGAAGAGCUGGGAAUCAUAAGGCCAAUGAUUGUACCAUCAAUGGCAUCAAGAGCCAAGUGGAAGACAAGGCCACAGACCUGGCCGCUGUGAUGGCUGAUGAAGAGAAAGAGGACAAAAAAGAGGCAGAGGUGGAGAUGCUGAGCAAACAUGAACAAAGCAAAGUCCAUACGGAGCCACCUGCUGUGGUGGCCAAAAAUUGCAAGGAGUAUGAGCAUGGCUUAAGGAAAGAUUCAGGAAGCCAUGAAAUACCCAGCGAAACCAAUGGCUGCAACAAUGGGAAUGAAAAAGAUUCUAGCAACUCUUGCUCAGCCUUUGAAGAAAAGUAUGUGUAUCCCUCUGCAUUUGCAUUCUCUGCUCUCCCAUAUGGCUUCUCUGUACCCAACAACCCACUGCUACCUUCAGCCACGUCUGGCCUGAUUCUGAAUGCAGAAGACAUUUCUUCUAUUGAAGAUAUCCGCAAAUGGACUGUUGAAGAUGUAUAUAGUUUUAUCAUCAGCCUUCCAGGGUGUUCAGACUAUGCACAGAUAUUUAAAGACCACGCCAUUGAUGGAGAAACCUUACCCUUACUCACAGAAGAACAUCUUUUGGACACAAUGGGGUUAAAACUUGGACCUGCAUUAAAGAUACGGUUGCAGGUAUCCCGGCGCUUGGGCAGUGCCUUCUACAUGAUGAACCUUCCCUUGUCCAUACCCACUCCAUCUGCUCCAAGCAAGCCUUCAGAUCCUCCCCCAGAUAUGGCAUCCCCCCUUCACUGCAACAAUACUGGUGAUGCUCUGGCCAGUCCUACCUCCCAGGACUCUGAACCUUCCAAAAUAGUUGAGCAUGGUGCAACAGAAAGCAGGGAACAUACAUCCGAUAUACCUGGAGCACAGCCAGAUUUUCGUAUGAUCAGCUAUCAGAAAAACUAAAACUAAUCACACUAAAUAACUUACCAUUUUUUUAAAAGUCUGCAAAGCAUGGACACAUGAAAUAAACUGUGCUCAGUAUUAUUUAUUGUUUUGUUAAUAGCUGAAUUACUGUACAUCUGUGCAAUGAAAAAGUACAAUUUAUUUAGUAAAUAUGAAAGCACAUAAAGAGACGCAGCAAGAUGUUAGGGCAAGUAGAUCUCUGGUAGAUCUCUGGCUGAUUUAUAAUUGUCUCCAAGCAUUCCUCAUUCAUAUGUACUUUUGAAAUCACCCCAGUAUAUGGUUCAUGGAGAUGAUGAUUUGCCUUCUCACCCACCAUUAUUUGAUUCACUCUGAUUUGUAGACCUUGGCAAUCUGAAAUAAACAAGAGCUUCUACUGGAUUGCACCACUUUUUGCAGGAGAGCUGCACACAAUUUAGUCUAUUUGCCAUCUUUAUUAAAAUUAUUCAUUUUCACAAACAGCAUUUAGUUUUAAAUCACACCAGAAUGUCCAUAUCAGUGGACCCAAAUAUGCUUCUUCAUUCCAAUUAAAAUUUCAAAGUUGAUUGUUUAUGAAUUCAUGCCAAUUAAUAUGUUAUCAAGCUAACCUGUAGAUUACUUAAUUGCAGACCAAAAACAACCCAUAAAUAGAGUAAUCAUAGACUAGAUAACAUAAUGCGACAUGCGAGGCUUGAAGAAUCCAAGGCCGGAGUUAAAAUUGCUGGAGGAACAUUAACAACAUUAGGUAUGCAGAUGAUACCACUCUGAUGGCUGAAAGUGAGGAAGAGCUGAGGAGCCUUAUCACCAAGGUGAAAGAAGAAAGUGCAAAAGCUGGGUUGCAGUUAAACCCAAGAUCAUGGCAACUACACCUAUUGAUAACUGGCAAAUAGAGGGAGAAAACGUGGAGGCAGUGACAGACUUUAUAUUUCUAGGCAUGAAGAUCACUGCAGAUGUAGACUGCAGCCAGGAAAUCAGAAGACGUUUACUUCUUUGGAGGAGAGCAAUGGCCAACCUUGACAAAAUAGUGAAGAGCAGAGAUAUCACACUGGUAACAAAGGUCUGCAUAGUCAAAGCAAUGGUAUUCCACAUAGUAACCUAUGGAUGUGAGAGCUGGACCAUAAGGAAGGUUGAGCAAAGGAAGAUAGACGCUUUUGAACUCUGGUGCUGGAGGAAAAUCCUGAGAGUGCCUUGGACCGCAAGAAGAUCCAACCAGUCCAUCCUCCAGGAGGGAAGGAUAUUAGAGGCAAAGCUGAAGCAUUUUGGCAACAUCAUGAGGAGACAGGAAAGCUUGGAAAAGUUCACAAUGCUGGGGAAAAUGGAAGGAAAAUGGAAGAGAGGCCGACCAAGGGCAAGAUGGAUGGAGGGUAUCCUUGAAGUAACUGGCUUGACCUUGAAGGAACUGGGGGCGUUGACGGCCGACAGGGAGCUCUGGCGUGGACUGGUCCAUGAGGUCACGAAGAGUCGGAGAUGACUAAACAACUGAGCAGCAACAGCAUAGAUUAGAUACCGCAUGGGCCAUCUAGUCCAAGCUCCUACCAUGUAGCAAAGGCACAAUCAAAGCACCCCUGACAAAUGGCCAUCCAGCCUCUGUUUAAAAGCCUCCAAGGAAGGCACUUUGACCGGACUCUGAGGCAGAGAGUUCCACUGUUGAAGAGUUCUUAUGGUCAGGAAGCUGUUCCUGAAGUUCAAGUGAAAUUUCCUUUCCUAGUUUUUAAAAAUACACAGAUUUUAUUAGAAAAUUACAAUGGUGGUGAACAGAGGAAGGGAAGGACAGCAUACUAAUUGAUAUGUUCAUGAACCACAUUUAGAGACGGUGUCAUAGAUUGCAAGCUGGCAUAAUAUAAUUCAAUUACAGCUGUUAGAUGGUGAAACCUUCCAGUGUGAGUUCACUGUGUAAGCUUCAAUAGUGCUAUCCAAAUUAUCUGAUAUUUAUUGCAUUUCUUUUCCCUUUUCUCUUGUAGUGGCCCCCUUUGUCUUUUUUAGCAAGAGGAUGGCCUCUUUCAUUUUCAUUCAGUUUAAAGACAAGCCCCAGAAGUGAGCUGUCAAAGAGGUUUCCAACAUGAAGACGUCAUGAUUUUGAGUAAUAGUAACUACCUCCACAUUUAACAUUUACACAAUUACGUCUGUCUGCAGUAGCAUGAUUGUUCUCUCAAAGAGGCAGCGUUUUGAUUGUUCAAAGGACAGAACUGUAAACAGGUUUUUACAUUAUUGCCGCUAUUAUAUCAAACAAUGCAUUGUUUUUAUGUCUUUUUGUCCUUGUAAAGUGAGAUCAAUCUUUUGCCCUUUCCACAUAUCCCCCUUCUCGCUCAGGGCUUGAUUUAUUAUUUGCUUUUGGUUGCAUUACUUACAGAGAAAGGAGGGCUAAAUGUUUUUUGAGGCACAUCUGGAAAGCAAUGCAUUUCAAUUUAUGUACUUACCAAUUAGUACAUUAUAGGAAAGGGGGAGAGAUGCCAGCACGUCAAAGUUACAUUCAAAGGUAUAACACAAUUAAUGAUAGCAAAGCUACUUAAUUUACCAAAAAAUUAUAUCAUUUUUAUUGUUUCUCAGCGACUUUUAGCAAGAAAGAUCAAGAAACGAAGAAUGCACUGAGUUACCCAAUGAACUAAUUCACAUUGCAAAAAGUAACAGCGUUUAAAUAUUAUAAGGAGUAACAGAAAUAAAUUGCUUCUGCAAAGUAACUUUCCAAGCUCAUGAAUUUUGAACUCUGUGGGCUUAGAGGGCCUCAGAAGGUUUUCAAAUCAGAAGACAUGAGGUUUGCUAAAGUCUUAGAUCAGCUUGUACAAUUAUUAGAUUUCCUGUGAUUAUUAAAAGCUCUAUGAAAUGCCCAGCGGGCUUCCUCUUUUAACAGAAAUUGAACCUGCCAGCAGCAUCCCUGAUAGCUGUGCUGCCAAAUGAUACCGAUUAGCUUCAUGGAAGACAUCGGGUUUUAUAUCGUUUAUUAAGUAAUAAGAAGGAUAAAAGUGAAAUUCUGCAUUUGUGAACUUGGAGCUGUCUUCCUGAAUAAUAUUUCAAGGAUUUGAAAUACGAUGUCUUAGCAAGGCCUGACAGAAUAUGCAAAUAUGGCCAGAAUCCAAUGGGGUCCUAUUGCAUGUGCUGCAAGCUAUGACCGCCCACCCCAUAUAUUCCUCACAGACUCUAAACAUCAGCUCCAACUCUCUGGACCAUGGCUUUAUCUAACCAGAUUUAUCUAACACAGAGGUUCUCAACCUAUGGGUCCCCAGAUGUUUUGGCCUUCAAAUUGUCAAAAAUCCUAACACCUGGUAAACUGGCUGGGAUUUCUGGGAGUUGUAGGCCAAACUACCUGGGGACCCACAGGUUGAGAGCCACUGAUCUAACACAAAGAAGGCAGCAUAUCAUAGGUAAGACCAACACUGAUAACUGUAUUAUGUGAACAUAUCCCAUCAUGCUCUUCAUGCAUAAAUGUCAAAUCAUGUGACAAGGAAUUGUAGUGUUCAUUUAGAAAGUUUUAAAAAACAAUUACUAUAAAUGAAAUUAGUUGAAUGAAAUUACCGUAAAUAACAGUGAUGGUGAGGCUGAUAUUUUAGGAGAGAUGUUUAAUCUGAUGACAUGUUGAUUUGACAAAAAUCAAUUCAGCCUGACUUGGAAAAGUAUGUUGUCCAAAUCCAAACCUGACAUCUGUGAACAAAUCACAUAAUAAUUAUCCCUUAAACAAAAUCACCAUGAAAUGGCUUUUCAGCUCAAUGAGCUAGUUUAAUGGACUAUGACAGCUGGGUAAUCUCCCCCUCCCUGUUGACAUCGACAUAUUUUGCACCUUGACCCAGAUCAUUUGGGAUUUUAAGAUUUUAUUUUGUAUGUGACUUUUAUGACUGUUUUUAUCGUUGUUUGAUGUUUUAUUGUUGAUUGGUCUGUUUUUACUGUUUGCUAUUGUUUUAUAUUGUUGUUCCGGGCUUGGCCCCAUGUAAGCCGUCCUGAGUCCCUUCGGGGAGAUGGGGCGGGGUAUAAGAAUAAAGUAUUAUUAUUAUUA
Messenger RNA from Anolis carolinensis (green anole), 6753 nucleotides. It is a transcript of the gene samd7, whose product is annotated as sterile alpha motif domain containing 7. Gene Ontology annotation, molecular function: chromatin binding; histone binding. Lineage: Eukaryota; Metazoa; Chordata; Lepidosauria; Squamata; Anolidae. Gene Ontology annotation, cellular component: nucleus. The coding region runs from base 1158 to 2792 and encodes 544 amino acids. The record is from RefSeq and is a predicted model, not a curated record. The transcript is spliced from 9 exons. Gene Ontology annotation, biological process: negative regulation of DNA-templated transcription.